GGUUUAAUCUGGCGGUGGCAGAUAUAGAACCCCUUGAGCAAAAAGAGUUCUUUCUGUGUCUUCCAGAAUCGGAAAACAUGGAAGAAGACAACUUGCCAAGAAUCAGAGACGUUCCCGUGAAAAAGAGACAUGAACUCUUCAUGAAAAAGCUGAGACUCUGUUCGGAAUCACUUGAGACAAUCAUUCCAAUUGAUACCAAGCUUAAAAUACUUAAGGAGCUGUUGGAUUAUGUUCCUUCUCUUGACUCUCUUCCGGAUGAUGUAGUCCAGCUAAUCAAGGAAAUGGUAGCGGCAAACAUUUUCAGGCCAUUUCCUUCUCCCUCCGCUCAUGUUUCUGAUAUUAACUAUGAAACUGACGAACUCUAUGAUCCGGAGAUCAAACGGCCACUGGUUGAAGAGUCCUGGUUCUUUCUGCGACACGUUUACCAAUUCCUCAGAUAUGUUGUCGAUGCUGGCUUGUUGCGAGAUGAUCAUACUGAGGAUUCCUUUGUUAAAACCCUGUUGAACAUUGCAUUGGAUGCAGAUGACCACAGAGAAGCUAUAUCUGUCACAUUCCUUUUAGCCAUCUGUACAUCACAAAGUGCAGUGUGCCCUCUGUUGUCGUUCGCUAAUGAUCGGAUUCGUGAGUUGUGGGUGCCACUACUAGCAGAGAACAGAAUGUUUCUGGAGCGGGUUUUGAUUCCCAUGCACAAGAUCAGCUCUUACUCCAUUUACAGUCGGUGCUUAAGCCAAUGCAUGUUAGCGUUUUUAGCCAUGGACAGUGAACUCGACAAUUUGAUGAUUCGGGGUAUUUUCAGCGGCAGGCAGAGACCCUUGAGGAGUACUUGUGAGAUCGAACUAUUGGAUGAACUGAAAUCUCUGAUGACACACACUCUGCUUGGAAGAAUCACUCCAUCUAAUGCUGAGCUUGUGUUUAGGUGGAUUGCCAAGUGCUUGACAAGUUUACAUGCAAAGGUGGUGACCAAAGCUUUGAACAUUUUGAAAUGGCCUAGAUUUAUUUUAUUUGCCAAACAGCGCAAGCAGGUUUCUGUUCCAAUUAUAACACCGGCGCUGGAAAAUGUAGGAAACCAGUUCUUGUGGGACAAUAACGUUCGGGAACUUGCAGCUCGUGUUCGCGAGCAGUCCUACAACGAGAAUGAUGCUGACUGGCAGUUUGGAAGCAGAACAAGGAGAAGAAAACGAUGGCCAUGUUAAGCAACUUAUGCUUUUGAUGACAGUUUGAACUUUUUCAUAGACUUGAGACACAAAUCACUUCUCUGAUAAGCAUAGAAAGUGAGAGCAGAAGGCAUAAAAAUGUUGAAUGCAUGCUACCCGACAAGUAGAAAUUUUUGGCUUUUCUUAUGUUCAUAUCAGUAAAGAUGGAAACAGUUU
Messenger RNA from Rubroshorea leprosula, 1370 nucleotides. The record is from the annotation of a GenBank genome assembly. NCBI's taxonomy places the organism in Eukaryota, Viridiplantae, Streptophyta, Magnoliopsida, Malvales, Dipterocarpaceae.